AUGGCCGGCACACGAAGAUCUACGCGUCAAACGGCAGCGGCAGCACCGGACUACAACCAAGACGACACUUCGUCCGCCGAAGAGACACAGCCCAAGCGCGAUGCCCGGCAGGCGACGCGUCGCAAGCGUGACCGCGAAGACGGCGCCGACCAAGACAAAACAGACAGCAGCGCUCCUCCGCCCAAAAAAGCUGCUACAGCCAAGCCUAAACCCCCUAAGACGGACUCUCUACCCGCGCCUGUUUCAUCCACCAACCGCGACGCAACCGGCGCCCAAGAAGUCUACUGGCUGCUCAAAGCCGAGCCCCUCGCGCGCUACGAGAACGGCGUAAACGUCGCCUUCUCAAUCAGCGACCUGCGCGCCUGCACAGAACCCGAGCCCUGGAGCGGCGUCCGCAACCCCCAGGCACGCAACAAUAUGCAGGCCAUGCGCAAAGGCGACCUGGGCUUCUUCUACCACUCCAACGCCAAGCCUUCGGGUAUCGUAGGUAUACUGCGUGUUGUUGACGAAGCAAAGGUCGAUGAGACGGCCUUUGACCCCAAGGACCCCUACUAUGACAAGAAGAGCGAGAGGGAGAAGCCCAAAUGGUUCUGUGUAGACGUCGAGUUUGUGAGCGAGUUUGAGCAUGUGAUAGAUUUAGCGAAGAUUAAAGAGUUUGCUAAAGAGGGGCCGUUGAAGGAUAUGCAGCUUGUCACGAAUUCGAGACUGAGUGUGAGUAGGGUAAGGAAGGAGGAGUGGGAGUUUAUUUUGGGGUUGGCCACGGACAGCAAGGAAGUUCAGGCAGAGUAG
Molecule: messenger RNA, 789 nt
Organism: Alternaria ethzedia
Lineage: Eukaryota; Fungi; Ascomycota; Dothideomycetes; Pleosporales; Pleosporaceae
Exons: 1
Coding region: 1-789 (262 amino acids)
Cellular component (GO): nucleus
Source: RefSeq, a predicted model, not a curated record